AUGUCUUCUACCCGUACAAUAUUCAUCCAAAAUGGCUUACCGAUCUUUGAGAAUCAUAUCUCCUCUACCGGACAUGCAUGGUGGGUGUCGGUGAAUAUUUUAGACCACGAGAUCAACUUCUCCGAUGUGAACUUGAUAGAUAUUUUAAUUGCACGUCUUCAAAGCAGAUCGUUUGAAAUCACCCAAGGUAUUGCCAUGCACCAUCGGCAGAAGUUGUGGGUGUCGUUUCCGGCCGAUCUGAGCCUUCCCAUGAGCAAAUGGGCUGCCCUCGCCAUCAAAUACGCAGAGCACUAUAAGGAGGAUAUCAUUACAGGGCCCACUUGGUAG
Penicillium concentricum is the source of this 327-nucleotide messenger RNA. RefSeq lists its product as uncharacterized. Bases 1 to 327 code for a protein of 108 amino acids. The record is from RefSeq and is a predicted model, not a curated record. NCBI's taxonomy places the organism in Eukaryota, Fungi, Ascomycota, Eurotiomycetes, Eurotiales, Aspergillaceae. The transcript is spliced from 2 exons.